Molecule: messenger RNA, 724 nt
Organism: Lemur catta (Ring-tailed lemur)
Lineage: Eukaryota; Metazoa; Chordata; Mammalia; Primates; Lemuridae
Product: ankyrin repeat domain-containing protein 26-like
Exons: 6
Coding region: 143-613 (156 amino acids)
Source: RefSeq, a predicted model, not a curated record
CCACCAAAUUUCAGAACAUAAAGAAGAAAAGAUAACUGACGAUCUUUCUGAAAACAGCAAUCCAGUGGAUGGAAUUUCUGAAGACUCUACAAUCAGGAACCUGUGCUGUAUUAGACUGAAGAUUAAAAGUUUGAAGACUGCCAUGGAGUCCUCCAGAAGAAGGACCUGGAAUCAGGAGCCCAUAAGAAGGAUGUCCACCUACCCAACUAUUGAUGAUUUAAGCAGUGUCGAUACCAAGGAUGUUUCUGAACCAAACUUAACAAACUUAACUACUGCUUCUCAGCAAUCCAGGAAAAAUUUAGAAGCAAAAUAUGCUACUGUGAGAACAGGUAAGGGAAACGUGUUUGAGGACAAGAUUUCUGAUCAUCCAAAGGAAGAUGUGUUUGAAUGCUUUCCCACAACAUCAGGCAAAGUCCAGGGCUUUUUAAAUCCUUCCUUUCCACCACCUGAGCCUCAGCGCAAACCUUCCUCCGGGUCAUUGGAAAACUGUGGUCUUACAAAGGCAAGUUAUUAUUUGAAAAACUUUUCUCCCCCAUAUUUUUAUGUACCCCUCCCCCGUCCUCAUAAUGCUGACAAAAAUACUGUAAAGAAAUGGACCUCCUCAAGGCCAUAGUAGAAAACAAAUGUAAUAACAAAAUGAAGGAUGGACAGGAUUGAGAUUUGUAAAAGUGGAGGGGAGUAAACAAUUCUUAGGUUAGAAAUUGUAGAAGGAAAGAAUUAGAAA